UCAAUGUUGAUUAUGUAUGAUAUAGUAAACAAUAUUAGAUUUGUGCCUCUGAGACUAAUUAUAAUUACCGAUUUUCCAAUUUUAUUUUCUUUAGGUAUACAUUUUUAACAACUUACAUAAAACAUGAACAUGUAUAGAAAUUGUAUAUGACAUGAAUGGUGAUAGUAUAGUUGUUCUUGUUUGAAUUGUUUUCGUGAACAAGUGUGAUUAAUUUAAUAAUAUUGUGAAACUUAGGAAUAUAUUAAAUAAGAAAAUGGAAACUAAGCGUUACAAGCCAAAAUCUACAAAAUUUCCAGAAACUGCUUACACUUAUUAUAUCAAACAAUAUUGUAAAAGAAAAGGCACUUCGGAAACCAAGUAUACCAAUGUCUUAGUUGAAGCAACAAAGUCAUGGUUGUCUUUAACAGAAGCUGAGAAACAGCAACUAACCACAACACACAAGGAGAUAGAACAGAAGUUCAGAUUACACUAUAUUGAUCAGUUGAAAAAUGCAGAACCUUUCUUGAAAAAGAAAAAUUUAUCUGGACAGAUAAGCAAGGAUUUUGUUAAAAGUAAUUCGGAAAUUCAGGAGUGCCUAGAACAGGUUGAAGAUGACUGCUUGCAAAUAGACACACAUGAAGUAAUAGAUGAUUGUAAUGAACCAUUAAUAGAAAACAAUAUCCAAGAUUUGCAAAAUAAUCAAGAUCUUCAAGAAGAUGGACCUAAUGAAUCCCUUAGGGAUGUAGAAGAAAUACCCAGCAUCCCUCUGGUGGAACCAUCACCUCCCACAAUAAAAUCUAGCAAAGAUUUAUUUUGUUUGCUUAAUUCUGUGAAUGGAUCCAGCACCUUAAACUGGACAGACCUAACACCAUCACAAAAGAGCCAGUACCGAAGUGCCGUAUGUUUAUUGAAAAAAGAUUACCUCAACAAAUAUAAAGAAUAUUUGUAUAAUUUAGCUCCAAAAGAAUUAUUUGAUUAUUAUCAUACAAGAAUAUUUUAAGUAUUGAAUAAAAUCAAUUUGUAA
This is a messenger RNA of Spodoptera frugiperda (fall armyworm), 1003 nucleotides long. RefSeq lists its product as uncharacterized. Lineage: Eukaryota; Metazoa; Arthropoda; Insecta; Lepidoptera; Noctuidae. The record is from RefSeq and is a predicted model, not a curated record. The transcript has 5 exons. The coding region runs from base 254 to 979 and encodes 241 amino acids.